Penicillium longicatenatum is the source of this 975-nucleotide messenger RNA. Its product is annotated as DUF3632 domain-containing protein. The annotation marks the transcript as partial. NCBI's taxonomy places the organism in Eukaryota, Fungi, Ascomycota, Eurotiomycetes, Eurotiales, Aspergillaceae. The record is from RefSeq and is a predicted model, not a curated record. The transcript has 2 exons.
AUGCCUCGUCCUUCUUUGAUUAGCCAAAACUUUUACUUUUCACAUCAUCUCAAACAGUCUUUCAAUCUGUUCACGCCUAAAUUCUUUGAUUACUUACAGACCCUCACCAUGGGAAGAGAGGACUUCAUCCGACAAAUCGAAAACUCCAUUGAGUUCGAUUUUCUCGACAAAGUAGUCAAGGAAGAAGUCACGGUGCAAGAUGCAAUCCAGAAGCUCAUCGAUAUGACCAUGAGUGCACUGUCCGUUCAUGGUCCUAAAGAACAAGGCGGGAUCGGCCUCCCAGACUACAAUGUCUCUCUUGCGAUAAUGGAGCUUGUUCAACGUCUAGAACCAUCCAAACACACCAAGCUUGUCGAGUUUACAAUUCAUCUCCAAAAGCAAGUUGUUAUUGAUCCAGCGACAAACGAAUCCCUGAAGGUCCAGCGCGAUACCCUCUGGAAAGAGAUGCCAUCGUUUGGCUACACGGAGCUUGAGACGUGGUACGAGUGUGGUGGUGAUCAUGAAGAUCCAAGUGAUGCAAAGCUAGACUCUAAGCAAAGAGAUCGCUGGGUGAAGCUCAACGCUUUCCUCGCGCAGCUCACUCAGGCUGCAGACAUUCGCUAUCCAUCUCCCGAGGAGGAAGUGCUAUUCUUUCCCCUAGACAAAUCACUACGGGCCAUUUGGACUAUGGCGAUGGCACUUGAGAAUGAGCGCUCUCCUGCAUUGCUGGGAGACACGGCGGCGAUGGAGGCCGCUUGCCAGUGGUUCAUCUACGCUGCGGGCCGGCUGUGGGCAAAUGUGCUCAAUAGUCGCACAUACCCUGAGGUGUCGGGCGCUGGUUCAGGCGAUAGGUAUAAAGAAAAGAACUGGACGGGCUACAAUCGGGAAAGAUGGGGAAUCUGGGAGGAUGGGCUGAAGGAGGCUAAGGCCAAUUGCGAAAAUGAGCGGAUGUGGAAGUUGAUUGAUGAUGCUUUGGCAAGUCUGGGAAUGGUAACG